Molecule: messenger RNA, 457 nt
Organism: Ceratina calcarata
Lineage: Eukaryota; Metazoa; Arthropoda; Insecta; Hymenoptera; Apidae
Product: ATP synthase subunit e, mitochondrial-like
Exons: 3
Coding region: 58-309 (83 amino acids)
Biological process (GO): proton motive force-driven ATP synthesis
Cellular component (GO): proton-transporting ATP synthase complex
Molecular function (GO): proton transmembrane transporter activity
Source: RefSeq, a predicted model, not a curated record
AAGAAUCGUAAUCGAAGAUCGGAAGAAUUUAUUCUCCUUCUCUAGUGCACUAGCAAAAUGUCGUCUGUCGAGGCUGGUCCAAGACCUUUGCAAGUAUCUCCUGUAAUUAAAUUUGCACGAUGGAGUUUCCUGCUAACUGGCAUACUUUAUGGUGCUUACCAUCAAAGAAGAUUGAGUAAGAGAGAAAAUGCUCGCCGCGAACAAGAACUGAGAGAAAAACCAAUGAGGGAUGCGAAAUUAGCUGAAGAACGGAAACGGUUAUUAGAAGCUGAAACUAAGAUGCUGAAUGAAACUCUCCAAAUAAAGUAAACAUAUUGUCAUUUCAUUAGUGUAUGCAUCUUUAAGUUAAUAACAAAUUAUCGUUGAAAAGAUCCAUUAUGUGAGCUUCGUCACGUAUACUACAAGGCGAACACAAACUUCUUGUUGUAUGUAGAGAAAAUAAAUUGGUAUAUCCGUA